GCCCCCCGGGGGUCAAUGAUUGACGGAGGGGGCGGGGGGCCACUGAGGGGGGCGGGGCCGCGGGGGGCGGGGCCACUGAGGGGGCGGGGCCUGUCCGGAGUUGGGGGGCGAGAGCACACAGGACUCGUGCAAGAGGCGCUCGUGCAAACGCAGCUCGUGCAAAAGAUGUGGCAGCUCUGGGUCCCCCGCGGGGGUCGCACCCUCCUGGGGGGGCGGCUGUUCCAGCUGUUCCGGGGUCCCCCCCCCCGCACCGCGGCCACCGACACCGGCACCUACCGGCCCAUCCGCAAGGUGCUGGUGGCCAAUAGGGGCGAGAUCGCGAUCCGCGUGUUCCGGGCGUGCACGGAGCUGGGCAUCCGCACGGUGGCCGUGUACUCGGAGCAGGACACGGGCCAGAUGCACCGGCAGAAGGCCGACGAGGCCUACCUGGUGGGCCGCGGCCUGGCGCCCGUGCAGGCCUACCUGCACAUCCCCGACAUCAUCCGCGUGGCGCAGGAGAACGCGGUGGACGCCAUCCACCCCGGGUACGGGUUCCUGUCGGAGCGGGCGGACUUCGCGCAGGCCUGCGUGGACGCGGGGGUGCGCUUCGUGGGGCCCCCCCCGCGCGUCGUGCGCAGCAUGGGCGACAAGGUGGAGGCGCGAGCCAUCGCCAUCGCCGCCGGGGUGCCGGUGGUUCCCGGGACCCCCACCCCGGUGGGGUCACUGGAGGUCGCUCAGGACUUCGCCGCCCGUGUCGGGUUCCCGGUCAUGGUCAAGGCCGCGCACGGGGGGGGCGGCCGCGGGAUGAGGGUCGUGAGGGACCCCCAGGAGCUGGCCGAGGGCUUCUCGCGCGCCUCCUCGGAGGCUCUGGCGGCGUUCGGGGACGGGGCCCUUUUCCUGGAGAAAUUCAUCGAGCGCCCGCGCCACAUCGAGGUCCAGAUCCUGGGUGACCAGCACGGGAACGUGGUGCACCUGCACGAGCGCGACUGCUCCAUCCAGCGCCGGCACCAGAAGGUGGUGGAGAUCGCCCCGGCCGCGCGGCUGCCGCCCGAGCUGCGCGCACGCCUGGCCCGCGACGCCGUGCGCCUGGCGCGGCAGGUGGGGUACGAGAACGCGGGGACGGUGGAGUUCCUGGUGGACCAGAGCGGCGGUUACUACUUCAUCGAGGUGAACUCGCGGCUGCAGGUGGAGCACACGGUCACCGAGGAGAUCACCGGUGAGGUGGACCUGGUGCAGGCGCAGCUGCAGGUGGCCGCCGGCCGGUCGCUGCCCGAGCUGGGGCUGAGCCAGGAGAGCAUCGCGGUGAACGGCUGCGCCAUCCAGUGCCGCGUCACCCACCGAGGGACCCCGCGCGCCGGCUUCCAGCCCGACACCGGCCGCCAUCGAGGUGUUCCGCAGCGGCGAGGGGAUGGGAUCCGGCUGGACGGCGCCUCCGCCUAGGGCGCCCUCAUCUCCCCCCACUACGACUCGCUGCUGGUCAAGGUCGUGGCGCACGGCCCGACCAGGCCCACGGCGGCCGCCAAGAUGCCCGGGGCGCUGGCCGAGUUCCGCAUCCGGGGGGUCAAGACGAACAUCCCGUUCCUGCAGAACGUCCUGGCGCACCCCCAGUUCCUGGGGGGGGCCGUGGACACCCAGUUCAUCGACGAGAACCCCGAACUUUUCCACCUCAGCCCCGGCCAGAAUCGGGCCCAGAAGCUGCUGCAUUAUCUGGGUCACGUGAUGGUGAACGGCCCCAGCACCCCCCUGCCGUCAAGGCCAAGGCUGCGCUGGUGGAGCCCACCCCCCCCCCCGGUGCCCAUGGGUGCCCCCCCCGCGGGGCUGCGGGCCGUGCUGCAGCGGGACGGCCCGGGGGGGUUCGCGCGGGCGCUGCGGGGGCACCGGGGGCUCCUCCUGACCGACACCACGUUCCGCGACGCCCACCAGUCGCUCUUGGCCACGCGCGUCCGCACCCGCGACCUGGCCCGGGUGGCGCCGUUCGCCGCCCACGCGCUCAGCGGCCUCUGCAGCAUGGAGACCUGGGGGGGCGCCACGUUCGACGUGUCCAUGCGGUUCCUGCACGAGUGUCCGUAGCGGCUGCGGGAGCUGCGGCGCCUGGUGCCCAACAUCCCCUUCCAGAUGCUGCUGCGGGGGGGCGAACGCCGGGCGAACGCCGUGGGGUACACCAACUACCCCGACAACGUCAUCCACCGGUUCUGCGAGGUGGCCGUGGCCAAUGGCAUGGACAUCUUCCGGGUGUUCGGCCUCAACUUCGUGCCCAACCUGGUGCUGGGGUGGAGGCGGCGGGGGCGGCGGGGGGUGGUGGAGGCCGCUCUGUCCUACACGGGGGACGUGGCCGACCCCCGCACCAAGUACGACCUGGGCUACUACCUGGGGGUGGCCCGCGAGCUGGUGGCCGCGGGGACGCACGUGCUCUGCAUCAAGGACAUGGCGGGGCUGCUGACGCCGGCGGCCGCGCGGCUGCUGGUGGGGACGCUGCGCGACACGUUCCCCGACGUCCCCAUCCACGUGCACACGCACGACACGGCCGGCGCCGCCGUGGCCUCCAUGCUGGCGGCCGCCGACGCCGGCGCCGACGUGGUGGACGUGGCCGUGGACGCCAUGGCCGGCAUGACCUCCCAGCCCAGCAUGGGCGCCAUGGUGGCCUGCACCCGCGGGACCCCCCUGGACACCGGGAUCUCCCUGGAGAAGGUGUUUGAGUACAGCGAGUACUGGGAGGCCACGCGGGGUCUCUACGCCGCCUUCGACUGCACGGCCACCAUGAUCGGCAACGCCGACGUCUACGAGAACGAGAUCCCGGGGGGCCAGUACACCAACCUGCACUUCCAGGCCCACGCCAUGGGGCUGGGCCACAAGUUCAAGGAGGUCAAGAAGGCCUACGCCGAGGCCAACAAGCUGCUGGGGGACCUCAUCAAGGUGACGCCGUCGUCCAAGGUGGUGGGGGACCUGGCGCAGUUCAUGGUGCAGAACGGGCUCUCGCGCCAGGAGGUCGAGUCGCGGGCGGACGAACUUUCCUUCCCCCAGUCGGUGGUCGAGUUCCUGCAGGGCCACAUCGGGACCCCCCCGGGGCUUCCCGAGCCCUUCCGCUCCCGGGUUCUCAAGGACCUCCCCCGCGUUGAGGGCCGUCCCGGGGCCUCUCCCCCGCUGGACUUCGAGGCGCUGGGGCGGGAGCUGGGGGAGGGGCAGGGGGGGGAGGGGGCGCCCCCGCCCCCCGAGGAGCUGCUGUCGGCCGCCCUGUACCCCAAAGUGUUCCGCGAGUUCCGGCAGUUCCGCGACACCUUCGGCCCCGUCAGCGUCCUGGGCACCCGGCUCUUCCUCGAGGGCCCCGCCAUCGCCGAGGAGUUCGAGGUGGAGCUGGAGCGGGGCAAGACGCUGCACAUCAAGGCGCUGGCGCUGGGGGAUCUGAACAGCGCGGGGCAGCGCGAGGUUUUCUUCGAGCUCAACGGGCAGCUGCGCUCCAUCCUGGUCCGGGACACCCAGGCCAUCAAGGAGAUGCACGUGCACCCCAAGGCGCAGCGGGGGGUGAAGGGGCAGGUGGGGGCGCCCAUGCCGGGGGAGGUGGUGGAGCUGCGGGUGGGGGAGGGGGAGCGGGUGGCCAAGGGGGCGGCGCUGUGCGUGCUGAGCGCCAUGAAGAUGGAGACGGUGGUGACGGCGCCCGUGGGGGGGACGGUGACGCGGCUGCACGUGCGCCCGGGGAUGAGCCUGGAGGGCGACGACCUCAUCGCCGAGAUCGAGUAGAGACGACCCCCCCCGCCCCAAAAUACCCCCCUCCACCCAAAAAUAACCCACCCCCCCCCCAAACGCACCCAAACGGCGCCUUCGCCAAACGGCGCGUGGGCCCUUUAAGAGAGAGAAAGAGGGAGGGUACGUCAUGCUGGAGCGCCCCCUGCUGGGGGGAAACGGGGUACAGCCCCCCCCCCAAAAUAACCCACCCCGCCCAAAAAAUAAUCCACCCCCACCCCCCAAAACCCAUCCAAACGGCGCCUUCGCCAAACGGUGCGCGGGCCCUUUAAGAGAGAGGGAGGGAGGGCACGCCCGCUGGAGCGCCCCCUGCUGGGGGGAAAGGGGGUACACCCCCCCCCACAAUAACCCGCCCCAAAAUUCCACCCCUCAAAACCGCAGCCUCUGGCAAAAGGUACGUGGCCCCUUUAAGAGAUGCCCCAGAGCACCCACUGCUGGGGCACGAGGGGGCGGCUCUUAAUUGGGGAGGAGAUGCCUUAAUUGGGAAAGGGGGUACAGCCCCGACCCCUCCCCCCCCAAAAUAAUGCACCUACACCCCCCAACUAAUCCGCCAAACUGGCACCUUUGCUAAAGGGUACGCUGGCCCUUUAAGAGAGACACCGCCCCCCCCACCCCGCGUAGUGCCCCCUGCUGUGGGGAAGAAGGUACAGCCCCCCCCCAAUCAUAACCCACCCCCCCCAAAUAACCCACCCCCAAAAUCCCCUGAAAACGCAGCCUCUGGAAAAUGGUACGUGGCCCUUUAAGAGAUGCCCUGCCCCCACUCCGCUGCAGCGCAGGGGGGGCGGCCCUUAAUUGGGGGGAAACGCCUUAAUUGGGGGUCAGCUCCUAAUUGGGGCGGCUCAAGGCUUAAUUGGGGUCACCCCUUAAUUAGGGGUUGCUUCUUAAUUGGGGGCAUGACCCCUUAAUUGGGGGCCAUGGCUUAAUUGGGGGGGCCCUGUUAAUUAGAGGUCAACCCUUCAUUGGGGGGGACUCGUUAGUUGAGGGUCGUUUCCUAAUUAGUGCGGGGGUCACCCCUUUGAGGGGGCCACCCCUUAAUUACAGGGUCACGUCUUAAUUGGGGGUCACCCCUUUAUGGGGCAUCAUGUCUUACUUGGGGUCACCCCUUAAUUAGGGGGGUCACCCCUUAAUUAGUUCUCAUCUCAUAAUUGUAGGUCACCCCCUAAUUAGGAGGGGGUCACCCCUUAAUUAGGUCUCAUCUCUUAGUUUUGGGGGGUCACCCCUUUUUUGGGGGGUUGGCCCCUUUAAGGGGAGGGGAUUCUCGGGGGCCCCACCCCCCCAAUUUUGGGGCCCCUCCCCCCGUCCCUGUCGUGCUGCCCUUAGGGGGGAAUGGGACCCCCCCCGCCCCUCCCCCAUCGCUGCCAAACGCCCCUCCCCUCCGUGGGAAAGAGGGGGCGGAGCCUGUGACCAAAGGGGGCGGGCCGAGACUGGAAAAUGGAGGGGGCGCCCCUCCCCCACCCCCUCACGGGAGCAACCGGAAGGGGGCGGGGCGAACUGAGGCCCCGCCCCCGCGGCGGGCAAUAAAGAGACUGGACUAACA
Messenger RNA from Columba livia (rock pigeon), 5254 nucleotides. It is a transcript of the gene PC, whose product is annotated as pyruvate carboxylase. Gene Ontology annotation, molecular function: ATP binding; pyruvate carboxylase activity; metal ion binding. Lineage: Eukaryota; Metazoa; Chordata; Aves; Columbiformes; Columbidae. Gene Ontology annotation, biological process: gluconeogenesis; pyruvate metabolic process. The record is from RefSeq and is a predicted model, not a curated record. Gene Ontology annotation, cellular component: cytoplasm.